AACAUUCUUACGUAUCUACCUAUAUAUAAACAACUAGCGUAUCUACGUUCCAGUACCCUCUUUCACUCCAUCUCUAAAAUCUUCUUCUUGGGCUCUUCUCUCUUUGCUACUAUCUCUCGUCCCUUCUCCGAAAUGGCGUUACAGAACGAGGACAAUAAGAAAGAAGAAAACAAAAAGACAAAGAAGAAGUGGCAGAAAAGUUACUUCGAUGUGUUGGGAAUCUGUUGUCCGUCGGAGGUUCCAAUUAUCGAGAAUAUUCUCAAGUCUCUGGAGGGCAUCAAAGAAUAUUCCGUUAUCGUUCCGACUAGAACGGUGAUCGUAGUUCACGACAGCCUCCUCAUCUCUCCGUCCCAAAUUGCUAAGGCACUGAACCAAGCUAGGUUAGAAGCAAACGUGAAAGUGGACGGUAAAACCAGCUUCAAGAACAAAUGGCCAAGCCCUUUCGCGGUGAUUUCCGGCAUACUCCUCCUCCUCUCCUUCUUUAAAUUUUUGUACUCGCCGUUUCGAUGGCUCGCUGUCGCAGCCGUGGCCGCCGGUAUUUAUCCGAUUCUUGCCAAAGCCGUUGCUUCUAUAAGAAGAUGCAGGGUCGACAUCAACAUCCUGAUCAUUAUAACUGUGGCUGCAACACUUGCAAUGCAAGAUUACAUGGAGGCAGCAGCAGUUGUCUUCUUAUUCACCAUAGCUGAGUGGCUUGAAACAAGAGCUAGCUACAAGGCGAACGCGGUAAUGCAGUCUCUAAUGAGCUUAGCUCCACAGAAGGCAAUAAUAGCAGAGACUGGAGAAGAAGUUGAAGUAGAUGAUGUUAAGGUUAACACAAUUGUAGCAGUUAAAGCCGGUGAAACCAUACCUAUUGAUGGGAUCGUGGUUGAUGGAAACUGUGAAGUAGACGAGAAAACCUUAACAGGAGAAGCAUUCCCCGUGCCUAAACAGAGAGAUUCUACGGUUUGGGCUGGAACCAUCAAUCUGAAUGGUUAUAUAAGUGUGAAAACAACUGCAUUAGCCAGUGAUUGUGUGGUUACCAAGAUGGCUAAGCUCGUAGAAGAAGCUCAGAGCAGUAAAACCAAAUCUCAAAGGCUAAUAGACAAAUGUUCUCAGUACUAUACACCAGCAAUCAUCUUCAUAUCAGGUUGCAUAGCGGCUGUUCCGGCCAUAAUGAAAGUUCACAACCUAAACCAUUGGUUCCACUUAGCACUAGUUGUGUUAGUCAGUGCUUGUCCAUGUGGUCUUAUCCUCUCUACACCAGUUGCUACUUUCUGUGCACUUACUAAAGCAGCAACUUCAGGGCUUCUGAUCAAAAGUGCUGAUUAUCUUGACACUCUCUCAAAGAUCAAGAUCACUGCCUUCGACAAAACCGGGACUAUUACCAGAGGAGAGUUCAUUGUUGUUGAUUUCAAGUCACUUCAUGGAGACAUAAGCCUACGCACCUUGCUUUACUGGGUUUCAAGUGUUGAAAGCAAGUCAAGUCAUCCAAUGGCAGCAACAAUUGUGGACUAUGCAAAAUCUGUUGAUGUUGAGCCUAGGACUGAAGAAGUUGAGGACUAUCAGCUCUUUCCAGGUGAAGGAAUCUAUGGGAAGAUUGAUGGGAAUGAUAUCUACAUUGGGAACAAAAGGAUUGCUUCUAGAGCUAGGUGUUCAACAGUUCCAGAGAUUGAAGUUGAUACAAAAGGAGGAAAGACCGUUGGAUACAUCUAUGUAGGUGAAAGACUAGCUGGUGUAUUCAAUCUCUCUGAUGCAUGUAGAUCAGGUGUUAUUCAAGCGAUGAAGGAACUGAAAGAUCUUGGAAUCAAAACCGCUAUGCUAACUGGAGAUAAUCAAGAUGCAGCUAUGGAUGCUCAAGAACAGCUAGGGAAUGCUCUGGAUGUUGUACAUGGAGAACUACUUCCAGAAGACAAAUCAAGAAUCAUACAAGAGUUCAAGAAAGAAGGACCAACUGCAAUGGUAGGAGACGGUGUGAAUGAUGCACCAGCCUUAGCCACAGCUGAUAUUGGUAUCUCCAUGGGGAUCUCUGGCUCUGCGCUGGCAACACAGACUGGUGAUAUCAUUCUAAUGUCAAAUGAUAUCCGAAGGAUACCACAGGCCAUAAAGAUAGCGAGAAGAGCUCGGCGCAAAGUUGUCCAAAACGUAUUCAUAUCCAUCAUUUUCAAAGUAGGAAUACUGAUUUUGGCAAUUUGUGGUCAUCCUUUGAUUUGGGCUGCGGUGCUCGUUGAUGUGGGGACUUGUCUGCUGGUGAUUCUCAACAGUAUGUUGUUGCUGCGAGAGAAGGACAAGAGCAAGAACAAGAAGUGUUACAGGUCUUCUGUGUUGAAUGGUAAGAAACUUGAAGGAGAGGCGGAUGAAGAGGUGGACUUGGAAGCAGGCUUGUUAUCAAAGAGUCAAUGCAACUCAGGAUGUUGUGGUGACAAGAAAACUCAAGAGAAGGUGGUGAUGAAGAAACCAAGUAGUAAGUCCAGUUCAGGCUAUGAUCACGCUGGUGGUUGCUGUGGUGAUAAGAAGACUCAAGAGAAGGUGAUGAUGGUGAAACCAAGUAGUAAGUCCAGUUCAGGCCAUGGUCACUCUGGUGGUUGCUGUGGUGAUAAGAAGACUCAAGAGAAGGUGGGGAUGGUGAAACCAAGUAGUAAGUCCAGUUCUGACCAUGGUCACUCUGGUGGUUGCUGUGGUGAUAAGAAGACUCAAGAGAAGGUGAUGAUGGUAAAACCAAGUGGUAAGUCCCGUUCUGACCAUGGUCAUUCUGGUGGUUGUUGUGGUGAUAAGAAGCAAGAGAAUGUGAAGGUGGUUGUGAAAGAUAGCUGUUGCGGUGAGAAGACUAAGAAACCAGAUGGAGAUAUGGGUUCAUCAAUCUCAUGCAAGAAGUCUACUCAUGUCCACAAUGACCUCAAACAGAAAGGUGGUUCAGGUUGUUGUACUAAGGACAAGGAGAAAGCAGAGAAAAAUGUAGAGAUGCAGAUUCUUGGGGAGGGGUUAAUUGAUUUGGAGAAAGGUCUGCAGAAGAAGGCUGGUGAAACUUGCAAGACAAGCUGUUGUGGAACUAAAGAGAAGGCUAAGGAAACGUCUUCUCUGGAGAAGGAUGUGCUGAUUAAGGAGACAGUGAAACAAACCGAGGAGAUAGCUCUGGCUGCUGAGGAAGAGACAGGUAGUCUUGAUUGCUGGUUGGAUAGCAGCGAGAACAAGACCACAGUGAAGCAAAGCUGCCAUGAGGAGACAAGUCUAGACAUUGAAGCUGGUGUAAGUUGUGAUCUCAAGUUGGCUUGUUGUGGUAGCAUAGAAGGAGGAGAAGUGAAAGAGAAACUUGAUCUUGAGAUAAAGAGUGAAGGACAAUGCAAGUCUGUUUGCUGUGGUGAUGAAAAGCAAACCGGAGAGAUAACUCUGGCAUGUGAGGAAGAGUCAGGGUGUUGCGGAAACAAGGAGGAAGUGGGACAAAUCUGCCAUCAGAAGGAUUGUCUAGAGACUGAUCUCAAGUUGGUUUGUUGUGGAAACACAGAUGGAGAAGUGCGAGAGGCAUUUGACCUUGAGAAGGGCAAAGGAGAAUGCUGUGGCAAAGAAGUAACACAAAUCUGUAGUGAGAAGCCUGUUAGCAAAUCCCCUUGCUGUGGAACUGGUUUGACGCAAGAAGGGUCGUCUAGUUCGGUGAAUGUGGUGGAGAGUGGUAGCAAAGAGCGAGAGAUGGUGAAGGUUCCUAGCCAAAGCUGUUGCACGAGUCCUAAUGAUCUGGUGUUGCAAGUGAAGAAGGUAGAGAGUUGUUGCAAAGUGAAGACUCCAGAGGCUUGUGGAUCUAAAUGUAAGGUAAAAGAUAAGCGUCACAUUGGUAAAAGCUGUUGCAGGAGUUAUGCCAAGGCAUAUUGUACCCACAGGCAUCAUCACCAUCACCACCACCACGGCCACCACCAUCACCACCAUGUGGGGGCUGCUUGAUGGAGACUGUGACUGAAUAGCUUUGAAUCUCAGACGCAUCCAUCUAUUCACGUCACCUUUCCUCUUCAACUAGUGUGGUCGAGAAAAUAAAAACAUGUUUUUAUUGUUUUCAGCAAGGACUAGAUUUAGCAACUGGGAUUCAUGAGGAAAAUUCUAGGGAUCCUUGUGUCUUUUUAUGUUUUCAGAUAAUAAUCCUACAGUACUUCUAUCUUUUAA
Messenger RNA from Brassica napus (rape), 4125 nucleotides. Its product is annotated as cadmium/zinc-transporting ATPase HMA3-like. The coding region runs from base 133 to 3909 and encodes 1258 amino acids. Gene Ontology annotation, biological process: monoatomic cation transport. The record is from RefSeq and is a predicted model, not a curated record. Gene Ontology annotation, cellular component: membrane. Gene Ontology annotation, molecular function: ATP hydrolysis activity; cadmium ion transmembrane transporter activity; ATP binding. The transcript is spliced from 10 exons. Lineage: Eukaryota; Viridiplantae; Streptophyta; Magnoliopsida; Brassicales; Brassicaceae.